UUGACAUCCCUCCGUGUAUACGCUAAAAUCCCGGCUCGCCUAACUUCGUUUAACUUACUGCGUCUAAACAACAUUGGGCAGAACCAGCGGAAUCUUGAUAAGAUAUUGUUUCAGCGAAACAUUGUUACACACAGUUUCCUUAUCUUUUAUUAAUUUUUCCGAAGAAUAAAGAACAAUAUGGCUGAGAGAAUAUCAGAAAUAUUUAAUUCGUUUCAGGAUUUUCUAAGUAACGAAGAAGAAAUACGCGAGGAAAUCCGUACUAAUGUAAGAGAUCUUGAAAAGACUGCCAGAGAUAUUAUGAUGAUAUUACAAAACAUUCAUAAUGAAAAUAACUUUGAAGAAAACAUAAUUGUAUCUAAAUACUGCACAAUGGCAAGAGAAUUAUUCGAAAAUGUACGUAAAAGUUAUGCUGCACUUGCAAAAAUUGUACCAAAGGAUCAGUACUAUAGAUUUCACGACCACUGGCGUUCUGUCACGCAAAAAUUAUGUUUCCUAGCCUCUUUAGUGAUAUAUUUAGAGGUUAAGGUUUUGGUUAGUAAGGAAACUGUUGCGGAAAUGUUAGGAGUUCAAAAUAAUAGAGAAGACGGUUUUCACUUGGACUUGGAAGACUUCUUGAUGGGCUUACUACAAUUGUCAGCAGAACUGGUAUAUAUAAUUUAUUGCAUGAGUGUGGUUGCUAGUCAUUUAUACGUUAUGUUUCAGAGUCGUUUCGCUGUAAAUAGCGUUACUAACGGCGAUUACAAUCGACCUAUAGAGAUAGCACGAUUUGUGAACGAAUUAAUCGCUGGUUUCAGACUUUUAAAUUUAAAAAAUGACAAUUUAAGGAAACGUUUCGACAGCUUAAAGUACUCUGUUAAAAAAGUAGAGGAAGUAGUUUAUGACCUUAGUAUACGAGGUUUGAAACCAUCUCCAAGCCCGGUUGUUCAAGAAACAGAGUAAAUAUUUUGCGAGGAUAUUUUCUAAUACUAAUAAUAUAUAUUAUUAUAUAUAAUAAAUUAUUGAAAUAAUUGUUUUCAUAUUAAUAUUAUUUAAGUUUUAUAAUUAAUAAUCAUCUAUAUAGUUUAGCUUAAUUUUUACAGUGUAUAAAAUUGUUUAAAAAGAAAACUGGUACAAAAAUUCAA
This is a messenger RNA of Hylaeus anthracinus, 1121 nucleotides long. RefSeq names its product translin (gene trsn). Gene Ontology annotation, molecular function: single-stranded DNA binding; sequence-specific DNA binding; RNA binding. The coding region runs from base 178 to 939 and encodes 253 amino acids. The record is from RefSeq and is a predicted model, not a curated record. Gene Ontology annotation, biological process: RNA metabolic process. The transcript is spliced from 4 exons. Lineage: Eukaryota; Metazoa; Arthropoda; Insecta; Hymenoptera; Colletidae. Gene Ontology annotation, cellular component: nucleus; cytoplasm.